Anopheles coluzzii is the source of this 1839-nucleotide messenger RNA. RefSeq names its product T-box transcription factor TBX6-like. The transcript is spliced from 5 exons. Bases 49 to 1626 code for a protein of 525 amino acids. Lineage: Eukaryota; Metazoa; Arthropoda; Insecta; Diptera; Culicidae. Gene Ontology annotation, cellular component: nucleus. The record is from RefSeq and is a predicted model, not a curated record. Gene Ontology annotation, molecular function: DNA-binding transcription factor activity, RNA polymerase II-specific; RNA polymerase II cis-regulatory region sequence-specific DNA binding. Gene Ontology annotation, biological process: heart development; positive regulation of DNA-templated transcription; regulation of transcription by RNA polymerase II.
AGGAGAAAAUAAAUUUACCCCAACAAACUACACCAAACGGCGACCACCAUGACGGAUUUGAUCGAUUUGCGCAUGCAUCAGCACAUUGCGCACGAAAUCUACCGUCAGCAAAUGUUGCAACGGAUACCAGAUCCGUUCCCAACGAUGCUGCCGGUUCCGGUGCCGCCGAUGCAUGCGAUGGCGCUGCCACCCCGCUACUCGCUGCCCGGCGUCGAGCUGAAGCUGCAGAACAAGGAGCUGUGGCGAGAGUUUCACAAGAUCGGCACCGAGAUGAUCAUCACCAAAAGUGGACGACGAAUGUUUCCCUCGAUGCGGCUGACGGUGGACGGGCUGGAUGCGGACACAAAUUACUGCGUGCUGCUCGAAAUGAUGCCCAUUAGCGACUGUCGGUUCAAGUUCAGCGGCUCCCAGUGGGUGCCGGCGGGCGGGGCCGAACCCCAAAGCCCCCAGCGGUUCUGUCUCCAUCCGGACAGCCCGGCGCUCGGCACGCACUGGGCCUCCCAGCCGAUCGUCUUCAACAAGGUGAAGCUUACGAACAACACGCUCGACAACAAUGGUCACGUCGUACUAACCAGCAUGCACAAGUACCAGCCAAGAAUUCACAUCAUCCGCACGUCCGAUCCGUCCCAGAUUCCUUGGGCGGCCCAGCAAGCGUUUGUGUUCCCGGAAACGGAGUUCGUUGCCGUCACGGCCUACCAGAACGAUCGCAUCACGAAGCUGAAGAUCGAUAACAACCCGUUCGCCAAAGGGUUCCGUGAGACGGGCCAGUCGCGCUGCAAGCGAAAGAUGGGCUGCAACAACACCUCCUCCUCGUCCUCCUCCUCUUCGUCCUCGGGCACUGGUGGCGGUGGCGGUGGGGCAGGAGGCGACAGCGGAGGCGGUGGGCAGUUGACAGACGACGAGGAUCGCCACGACCUGCACGACCUGAUCAAGCGGCCAAGAUCAAACGGUUCGCCGGCGUCCGACUGUACCGUGCACGAGGGUGCCGGACCACCGAUGCAUCAUCCCCGGCUGCACCAUUCCGCCGGGCUGCGGCCGUUUCCCGCCUCUCCCGAGCUACUGAUGCGUCAGUACAAUCAGAUGUUUAACCCGAGCUGGAUGGAUCUGAUGCUGCCAUACUUUGCCCGCCACCACCAUCAACCGUACCCACCGCAUCCGCAUCCUCAUCAGGCGCACCAUCCGCAACACCAUCACCACCAUCACCAUCCGCACCAUGCGCAACCUCCGGGACCUGGGUUUGGCGGACCGGUAGGGGUCCCGAUGGGUCCCGGGUCACUGCUGUCGCCCGCCGGUAGUCAAAUUCCGGCCCCGAUCAUAUCGCCCGCCCACUCCAACCCGGACUCGACCGAUCACGAUCGUUCGUCGGCAUUCAGCGUGCAGACACCGCAGACUAGCGGCAGUGAUUGUGACGCGAGCGAACGUACCCAACGUCCGGACAGUCCGGAAGGGUCCCCGAAGCCAACGGUUCUGCGACCGGCCGCCAUCAGAGUCGCCGCUCAAGGAUCGAGCCCUACGGAAGCGGUGCCGCAUCAUCACCGGCUGGAUCCGGCCGGCGAUCCAACCGACCCGAAUGGAGAUCCAGAGCGGAAAAUCAACUUCAGCAUUGCCUCCAUUCUACUCCUAUAGCGGGGAAGGGGAGAUAGAGUACAACUCUCCAAGUGGAACCAAGUGCCUUACUAUAGCUGCGAGUCUCCUGCAAAAAUACUCGUGAUACUCGUUUAGGAUCUCGCAAACGACUCCUCGUGCAAAAAGUGUACUCGUAGUCCUCCCACUGUGUUGGUAGACGUAUAAGAUAGCUAAAUAAAUUUGCUACAAAAUAGAGCAGAUGAGAUGAGCCUA